Messenger RNA from Exophiala oligosperma, 1581 nucleotides. RefSeq lists its product as uncharacterized. The transcript has a single exon. NCBI's taxonomy places the organism in Eukaryota, Fungi, Ascomycota, Eurotiomycetes, Chaetothyriales, Herpotrichiellaceae. The coding region runs from base 1 to 1482 and encodes 493 amino acids. The record is from RefSeq and is a predicted model, not a curated record.
AUGGCUCCAAACGGAACACCUCGUGACUUCACGCAUCUUCGAGAUGUCAUGGGUAGCUUGCCCAUGCUGAAAAGGUACAUUGUGUUGUGUCUAUGCUUUCAUCUUUCGGAUGAGUAUGCCACGAACGAAAUCGAAGGCGCAUUGAGGGACGGCCUGGAGCGACUGGCGGAAGCAUUUCCCUUCCUCGCCGGGCAAGUGGUUAUGCAAGGCCGGCGUCAUGGCUGUAGCGGCAGACCAAAGAUCGUACCACUCGAAGAAAGAAUACUCCUUCACAUCAACGACUUGAGACAGAGCGGCAACCUAUCAUUCCCCACCUUAUCAGAGAUGAGUGCCGCCAGAUAUCCAUUCAGGUUCCUCGACCCAGCCAUCAUCCUGCCCCCGAUAGCUUCCUCGUGGGCAGAAGAUCCAGGCGAUUUCAGCCAAAUAGCACCGGUUCUCAUAUUACAGGCGAAUUUUGUCCGUGGUGGGCUCCUACUUACCUUCUCCUGCAACCACAUGACCGCGGACAUGACGGGACUGGGCACCAUCAUCUCUCUGUUUGCCAAAGCGUGUCGUCUGGAGCGCUUCACCGAGGAGGAAAUCGAGCAGGGCAAUCAACCACGAGGGAACGUUGUGCCUUUGCUUGGGGACGAGUAUGAGCCCGGCAACGACCUCGAAGACGUCAUGGUCAAACCGUGGAGGAUGGAGGGGAAGAACAAUCCGGUGCCCUGUUCACAGACCGUGACGGUCACGACGAUGCCACCCACACCUGUCCACCCGGAAGCGGCGGUAUCAUGGGCAUAUUUCAAUCUCACCUCGUCGAAUCUGUCGCUCCUCAAGGUCGCCGCAAGCCGUCAGACUCUCGUGCCGUACAUCACCACGGACGACGCGGUGGGCGCUCUGUGUUGGCGGGCCAUCUCACGAGUUCGUGGUGGCUCCAACCGACGACCCGGAAACACACAAAACGCCAAAUCGUCGUCGUCGAAAACGACGACGACGACGACGACGACCUUUGCCCGACCGCUCAGCGCGAGAAAAUACCUUGGCCUUUCGUACCUGUACCUGGGCCACAUGGUCGACGUCGCAUACGAGUCCGGCAGCGUCGACGUGUACGAGCAACCCCUGGGAGACGUGGCGGCGCGCCUGCGCAUGCUGCUUCAGCGCGACGACAAGAUCAAGCACCAUGUACGUGCGUUCGCGACGAUGCUCGAUCGUCUGGACGACAAGAGUCAGUUGGUCAAUGGCGCGAACUUGGACCUCGAUCGAGACGUCAUCUUCUCGAGCCACGCCAACGUCGCGUGUUGCCAAAAGUCGUUCGGUCCGGUGCUUGGGACGCCCGAGGCAGCCAGAAGACCGAGGAUGGGCGCUGCUCCCAGUCUCCUUUAUCUCAUGCCAAGAGACAAGGAAGGGAACAUGGUUGUCGCGAUGUGUUUGAGGGAGGAUGAUCUCAUGGCGCUCAGGGAUGACGAGGAAUUCCUCAAGUUUGCGGAGUAUAUUGGCUGAGUCCCAGUCAAGACAAGUGUAGAAUAUUUGAUCGACGUCCAUCAGACGUGGAACGCUCACAGCAUUUUGGACUGAUUAGACCCAAGCAAAUAGAGUCUU